AUGUUACGUAGCGACGUCUGGCUCAGAUAUUUCUUCAACUCAAGAUCCGCUACCCAAGUCGACUAUUGAAGUGUUGAUGCGAGAGUAGACACGUUUUAUUCACAUUUCGUUGUUUUCGGAUUAUAAACGUUAUGUUUGAACAUCAUCGCGGAUGUGUGUAAAAUCGGCUGGACAAGUAGUCACAUCAUUUAUCCGGUUUUCUACUCAAGGAAUGUUUUUUAUUUUAUUCUUCUUUUCAGCAACUCGAAGUGUUUUUCUUUUCCAGUAGGGCUGUUCAAGUAAGCCAGUUGGCUUUUAGGCUAUUUCUCAUAUAGCCUAGUUUUCCUAUGCAGGGAUAAGCCUUUCGUUUUCCGUGUGCUUUUCUUACGUCUUCCGGGGGAUUGUGAUUGUGGCAACUAUUUAGUCUGUAGAUUUCAUGUAACUGUCUUCGAGCUCAGCCCUGCGGGUUUUUGUACUGGGAUAAGAGUGACUAAAAAGUUAGGCUACUUGUCGUAAAUGGAUCGCCAUUACAGUCUCAUUUCCAUUUGGCUACAACUGGAACUCUGUGCCAUGGCUGUUCUUCUUACUAAAGGUAAACUUUGAUCCCUUAAAACAUGCCUUUAUGUUCUCUUUGCCUUUUUCCUGACCAAAGGAAAAAGUUCAAAAAGUGGUGAAUGCGAGAAAACGGGGUCAGAAUCUCCAAAGGCCUUAUCAUUGCUUUCUUAUCCGUUUCCAAUUGCGCAACGUUGAAGAAGCCAAAUUAUUAAACAACAAUGUUUUGUCAACAAAAUGAUUUUCUCUUCUUUCUUUACUUUCCGAACUUUGAUCUUUCCUAUAAUAAAGAAUAAUUAAAAAAAUAAAUACAAUAUCCGCGCAUCCCAGUGGCAUGCUUUGGAUAUCAACUUCUAGUUGUUUAAUCUACUAUAUUUUCCAACACAGGAGAGGUGCCAUAACAAUGUUAUAACUAAGAAAAACGUAACUUUCUAUACAGUAGGUGGUCUGUGUUUUCCCCCCACGAGUUCCUAUAGCAAGGCCUCCAUAAUGGUGAAAUUGGCACUAAACAGACUGAAUGGCCCUAAUGUUUCUCAUAGUUCUCGCGCUAGUGCACAUAAAUCUGAUAUAUGUGAUAUUAUGUAGCCUAUAGGCUAUAGCGUUUAAUGUAAAUAAUUAAACUCGAGUCUCCAAAGUAGAAACCAAAGCCCUGUAGCUACUAGGCUACGUAUGAUUGGCUCCUAUGUAUAAAGCAUUUGGCAAUUACGAGACCAUAUUAAUUAGUUUGUUGCCAUAAUGCCAUUAUAAUGUGUUUAGGUCCCUGUCAAUGGUCAGCUCAUGAUUAAUACGAUGAUAGCAUGUAACUGGAGACUGGAAGUACACAAAAACAGCGUGUAACAACAUACAACGGCCUGUGUUUAUUUGUGUGUUUUUGUGUUUGUUGCUGUCUUGUAACAAUGUUAAUUAGCCUUUAACUAAUAAAGUUAUCGAUUUAUAUUAAAUUAUAACAGGUUGAUACAAACAGCCUGUGCCAUAUUUAACUUGUUGAACUCCAUUAAUUUAUUUUCAGUAAAAAUAUAUAUAUAUAUUUUAAAACAUCUGACUAUAAGUGAAACCGUAUUCGUAGCAUUUGCUGCGCGUUCUUGAAAUUUAUUAAUUUGUAUUUUUUUGCAAAAAAAAUGAAUCAUUAUAAGGUUGUUUGGUGGAAGCUUUUGAGAUGAGAAGCCGUGAGAGCUCAGUGCACCCAGCCCAUCCUGACCACACUAAAGCUUGCGUGAAAACUGAAAAAGGAGACUCCUGCGCCGCUCUCUCACCCCCCUUUACGAGUUUCCAUUUGGGUUUAAAUAAAUUGACUUUGGCAAACAAACCACUAAUUAUAAGAUAGACGGUUCAUGUUUUGUAAUAGGGACUAAAAUGACCCUUUUGCACGGAAAGCUCUUAACCUCGGCUUAUUUACUGUAUUUCAUUUUAACACAUCUACUCUGUCUUUCAGGGUUUACCUUGUCAUUUACAUGCGUUUUGCCAAUGUCAGUUCAGAUCCGACUAGGCAGUCUUUAAAAUACACAAGUAGUCUGGUUUCCGAUUCAAAUCUCGAAAUAGCGAGUUGAGAUCAUUAUUUGGUUGUUAAAAGUAAAGUAGAUAUGCUAUUGGCUUUAUUUUAUUAUUGGAUAUAACAGCCAUGUGUGUGACUAUAUCAUACGUCCAUCUGAGAAGUAUAUAAAAUGUCACAAAUUUUACUACGAAACGCAAGACUUCUCCCCUGUUGGAAUACGUUUUGAUUUCCAAAACUGCUGCCCAGUUAGAAAAGGCAGGCCUAGUCCGCGGAAAAUGUUUUAACACACAAACAAUUGCAUUGAGACAUUAUUACUAGAUAAUAAAAUGCAGAAUGUGUCGUCAGUUAUUCUUGAAAUGUUGGAGAAUAGGCUACCAUUUAGCCUUCAACACUUCAUAAACUAAUCAAGUAGGCCCAUGCCUAACACGUCGUAUUUAUGUUCUUUUUUUUCUUUUAGGAGAAAUACGGUGUUACUGUGAUGCCCCUCACUGCGUGGCCACCGGCUACAUGUGUAAAUCUGAUCUAAACGCCUGUUUCACCAAGGUACUGGACCCUAUGAACACGAACUCUCCCCUCACGCAUGGGUGUCUAGAUCCCAUAGCGAACGCUGCCGACAUGUGCAGCGCUAAGAACACAGAUGCCCUGAGUGGGGGCUCGUCUAUGCUAGAGUGCUGUCACGAAGACAUGUGCAACUACAGAGGCCUUCACGACCUGGCUCACACCAGAGAAUCAACAGGUAAGAAAGGAGAGAGAAUCGAAACUUUAAAUUGAUCUAAUGUGGCUCUGACUGUAAACCAUAUGGGUGCUGAAGUUAUUAUUUUCUAUUCUAUAAGGUGUAUAAUGUGUGACAGACAGAGUAACACAACUGACGAUUUGUAGUGUAGCAUAUUCAGGUUGUCUCCCUGUAAUAUUCUGAAAUGGUGUUUAGAUGUACCAUAGCCCUAUACUGUUACUGUAUCAACCACAGAGGUUAGUUUAAUGGUCUACUGUAAUGACAUGCCAUCCAUACAUCUUUUUCUAAUUCCAACCUUUACACAACUUCAGUUAGAUUUUAAUGGGUUGCAGCACAGCGGCAAAGAGAGGAGGGGGGGGGGGGCAACCAGUUUACCUUAAGAACUUGGAUGCAGAUCAGAUAUUUUUUUUUGCAUGUGCACCAUGUAAUUUCUCCACUGAGUAGGAAUGUGCCUUGUAGAAUAUGCUUUCACAGGCUGCAUGUAGGAGGGCAUAAAUAGUAGCAUCAUUGAGUUAUGAAAAAGUGCAUAGUCUUACAGAGAGGAGGGGAGAGCUCUCAAGUAGGGAUUUUUGUUAUGACUCAGUCCAGGGGAGUUUAGCUAGUUUAUUAGCUGAAAUUAAUUUAUUUUGGCUCAUAUUUUUGGGAUAAGGCUCGGCGACUCAUUGCAUUUCCCUUCUGAAAGCAGAAGACAAGUUUCCACUGGACAUCAGUGUACGUUGGACAAUAAAAUAACCUACCUUUCCUCGUCUCCUCCUCCAGACCACGGCAGGUACCAGGCUGACAGCAACAACCGUCACCUGGUCACGCGGGUACAGGAGCUGGCCUCGGCCAAAGAGGUUUGGUUCAGGGCGGCGGUGAUCGCGGUGCCCAUUGCUGGAGGCCUCAUCCUGGUCCUUCUCAUCAUGCUGGCGUUACGGAUGCUCCGCAGCGAGAACAAGCGGCUGCAGGACCAGAGGCAGCAGAUGCUGUCGCGGCUCCACUACAGUUUCCACGGUCACCACACCAAGAAGGGUCACGUGGCGAAGCUAGACCUGGAGUGUAUGGUGCCCGUAACGGGCCACGAGAACUGCUGCCUCACCUGUGACAAGAUGAGACAGGCAGACCUGGGGAACGACAAGAUACUGUCUCUGGUACACUGGGGGAUGUACAGUGGGCAUGGGAAGCUGGAGUUUGUAUGACUUACUUUUCUAAGUUUGUUUGACUUGACUUAAUGUCCCCCCCACCCGGCCAAAAAACAGCCAAGACUGCCUCCUCUACUCGUUGGGUUUUCUCUUUUAACUUUAAAAAUGAAUCCCCCUUUUUGUCUAUUUUACUUAACAGUUUUUUUUUUUUCAAUGGAGGAAAAAAAGAGGACUGAGCGCAAGCCUUGUGGUUUUUGCUAAAGGAGCACUUUACUUGAAAAUGAAAGGCAAACCAACGAGGAGCUGUAUUUAAACUUGAGAGGACAGGACUGACCGACAGACUGAGAGAGCUCUGUCAAGACCCUGUCUGCGUGUGGAACCUGGACUUUACACUGAGCGCUGAAGGAUUCCAAAUCUGUCUUAUUUGCACAUUUGUAAAAAAGUAAAAUAAGUUGUUUUGCUUAAAAAGAAGCUAAAUAGAAGAAUACUUUUACACUGACACCAGGGUACAAACAUUACUUUUUGAGGAGUAAAACAAAACAAAAAAGUUAAAUAAUUCAGUGUUGACUGUAGGUGUGCACACUCCUCCUCUGUGUACGUUUCUUGAUCCAAGCUUAUUGUAAAGAUUUUAAAUAUAUAUAUUUUUGUCUGAAAGAAAGACCCUGUCC
Coregonus sp. 'balchen' is the source of this 4545-nucleotide messenger RNA. The record is from the annotation of a GenBank genome assembly. Lineage: Eukaryota; Metazoa; Chordata; Actinopteri; Salmoniformes; Salmonidae.